Exophiala oligosperma is the source of this 1674-nucleotide messenger RNA. RefSeq lists its product as uncharacterized. Bases 1 to 1674 code for a protein of 557 amino acids. The record is from RefSeq and is a predicted model, not a curated record. The transcript is spliced from 2 exons. NCBI's taxonomy places the organism in Eukaryota, Fungi, Ascomycota, Eurotiomycetes, Chaetothyriales, Herpotrichiellaceae.
AUGGAAUCUUUUCCUACCCAAGGGUCUCCCCCAAUUGACAUAGCCACUGAAGUUCUUGAGGACUUCGAAACUGUCAUAGCAGAUGACGAACGAUUGCGACCAUCAGAUCCCUAUUUUUCGCCUUUAAUAGCAGGACAGCAUGAAGGUAUUUCCCCCUUGGUUGAUCUGCAGUCCGAAUUACAAGAGGUCGACUAUAGCCAGGCUCUUUGUCUAUUCGACAUCGGAUCCGAAUUCUUGAAUGGCCUGGGAUUUGACCCUGGUGAUUCUACAUCUUUCGAUAUACUUUUUGAUGAGACGAUGCUUACCAACAGCUACGGUAGCGAUAUUCAGACUGAUACUGCUUAUGAGAGGCUUAAUCGAGCUGUAUUUGCCCGGGACACCCCGUCUCAGGAUCAACGCGAACGCCUAGACUCUUGGAUCAAGCGUCCGCUGAUUCCACGGCAAUACGACAUUGAGGUGAUUGAUGUGUUGAUUCGCAUUUUCUUCCGACAUGUCGAUGAGGUCUUCUCUUCUUUUACGGACUAUGAAGUCUCUGUACAUACCCUUCCCGCACAGGUACUUGCCAUGGCUGCCGUCGGCGCUUUGUUCAGUAAUUCUGCUGGAAGCGAGAUCAUUGCCAAACUGUACUACACUGACAGCCAAAGGAUGCUCACGUAUCUUAUUCUAGAUGAUUGCAGCAUCAAUACAUUGGAAAGGUCAGCUAGUCUGCUGCAAACAUAUAUAGCCCUAGAGAUAUUCGGGCUAUGCAGUGGACACCAGAGAUCCGAUGAGAUCAGUGAAGCAUCUCAUUCUGGACUCGUCCAAGCAAUGGCAGAUCAUCAAACAUUGCUAGACAAUACUGAUCUCCUGCUUGACUCAGCUUCUGAAGGAAUCAUCGUGAUCAACGACAUUCUGAUCAUCGAAUGUUAUCGCACAUUGUUACUACAAUUACAACCAAGUUUCGCACGACCGCACCUUCAGCUUGUUCAAACACUCCUGGGCAGGCUGGAACACAGCGAUCCACAAAAUUUCCUUGAUACAGCGUCAGUGACAACCUUCUACCAAGAGCUGUCAUGUAUUGGUUCCAUAUCUUGGUUUGCAAUGAGCCACCCCACGGGAAACUGUUCAUCGCCAAUGGGACAGUACUGGAGACCCGAAACAAUUGAAAUGUACUCACAGCGACUUUUGGAAUCAAAACCAACAGAGUUCACAGAGAUGCCAUCUGCAAGGACCCUACUUUUCACAAUAGUGAUGGCUCUCCAUACACCAUUGGAGCAUUUUCAAGACAUAGCUCAUACAAUUGUCGCUCGUGAAGGUGCCUCAAGAUCAGCCACCCCUGUCGAGCUGGGAGAUCUCCAUGCCAGGGUAUUGGAUCAAUGGACGCAUAGCGGUCACUAUGAUCUGGCAUUGAGCCACGCUGGCCAGAUUCUCGGCGCCGGUGAAGAGAUAGUCGCAUCGCAGAGAGCACGAAGGAGGUUCGAGGCCACUCAUGACGCCGUCUGUGUGUUUCUUGCGACUCUUGUUUUUGCAAUUGCGAAAUUAGGAACAGAGAAUGACUCUGAGGCAAAAGUCAAGCUAUCUGGACAGGUGAAGAUUGGCAUUGUCUUGUUGGAAAGUUUCCAAGUUAGAAUUUCGACAGUGUUCAAGUCGAUAUUGGUGUUGUUGGACAAUGAGUCAUGGCAUGGUGAGAGCUGA